Molecule: messenger RNA, 1536 nt
Organism: Saccostrea cuccullata (small rock oyster)
Lineage: Eukaryota; Metazoa; Mollusca; Bivalvia; Ostreida; Ostreidae
Product: cystinosin-like
Exons: 8
Coding region: 66-1151 (361 amino acids)
Biological process (GO): L-cystine transport
Cellular component (GO): vacuolar membrane
Molecular function (GO): L-cystine transmembrane transporter activity
Source: RefSeq, a predicted model, not a curated record
AAAUAUUUUUUGUGCUGAUAUAAGGGUCAUGUGACUGAAGUGAAGUUUUCCAGCAAAUUAUUUUCAUGAUUUUUGAGGAAAUGGUUACUAGACAAGCACGACGCUACAUUUUGAGCAACUCAUUAUGUUGUACUGUGCUUUGUUUACUUUGUAUAUGUAUACCUGUUGUAUCAACAGAAAUUGAUGUAGACCAGAAUGAGACAAAAGUACUCCUGAUGUUCUCCAAAUCAGAAUUAAAGACAGUGGUGGGCGAUGUCAAAGAUCUACAUUUGACGCUGAAUGAUACCACUGCUAGCAAUGCCACGGUGACCUUUACUUACCAGAUAGGGGACACAAUCAGCUCUGAGGAGAAGGACCACUACAUAGAGCCAGUUCCUGAUGUCUUUAUUUUAGCCAAUCAGACUAGGACGAUGUCAUUCAACAUUACGAGCACUGGUGUGGGCCAUUUCAACCUCGGAGUCAACUCAUCGUCAAAACAGUUCACUAAAUUAUCUGAGCAGUUUGUUAGGAUCACCAUCGUUCAUAGCUCAGCUCUGGUUGUGAUUAAUUCUGUGAUUGGCUGGAUCUACUUUGUGGCCUGGUCUGUUUCUUUUUAUCCCCAGGUGUAUGAAAACUGGAGGAGAAAAAGUGUGGUUGGUCUGAAUUUUGACUUCCUUUUGUACAACAUCACAGGAUUCCUGGCCUACGGCUUCUUCAAUGUUGGAAUGUACUGGGUCAAUGAUGUUAAGGAGGAAUACAUGAAUAAACAUCCAAGGGGAAUAAAUCCUGUACAGCUGAAUGAUGUCAUUUUUACACUUCAUGCUGUGUUCGUGACAACUAUAACAAUAUUUCAGUGUUUUAUUUAUGAUAGAGGGGGUCAGAAGAUCUCUAAGAUUUGUAUUACCCUGGUGUCACUAGCCUGGCUGUUUAUUGUGGUGGCAUUAUUUAUUGUUAUUUUUGGAGAUGACAUCAUCACCUGGCUACAGUAUCUAUACUAUUUCUCAUAUGUCAAGCUGGGAGUUACCAUUAUCAAAUACAUUCCACAGGCCUGGAUGAACUGUAAGAGGCAGAGUACACUGGGAUGGAGUAUUGGGAACGUCCUCCUGGACUUCACUGGAGGCAGCUUCAGUCUUCUACAGAUGUUCCUGUUAGCUUACAAUAAUGGUGAGUAGUCAUAGUCAGCUUCAGUCUUCUACAGAUGUUUCUGUUAGCUUAUAAUAAUGGUGAGUAGAUAUAGUCAGCUUCAGUCUUCUACAGAUGUUCCUGUUAGCUUAUAAUAAUUGUGAGUAGAUAUAGUCAGUUUCAGUCUUCUACAGAUGUUCCUGUUAGCCUACAAUAAUGGUGAGUAGAUAUAGUCAGCUUCAGUCUUCUACAGAUGUUCCUGUUAGCUUAUAAUAAUGGUGAGUAGUCAUAGUCAGCUUCAGUCUUCUACAGAUGUUCCUGUUAGCUUAUGAUAAUGGUGAGUAGUCAUAGUCAGCUUCAGUCUUCUACAGAUGUUCUUGUUAGCUUAUGAUAAUGGUGAGUAGUCAUAGUCAGCUUCAGUCUACUACAGAUGUU